UGGAAAGGUAACCGGGCGCGUGUGGAGAGGAGGAGGAGGAGGAGAGGGUGACAUUAUUCUACAUCACAUCACACGGCGUUACAUGGCGUCUUUUCCAGCGACGCACUUGCUCGUAUUCGCUGUUUUUCUCCCAUAGACUCUUUUAUGUUUUGACUUGCACGCGCAGAUUUGUGUCCGUCAUCAUUGCGGACACGUUCCAACAUGCAUUGAUGCACAGGCGAAGGCGAUGGGUUCAGGUGCAUCCUAUUCCUGUCUGAUCGUUUAUCAAAUAGAAUCACCAUCGGAGAUAUUUCAGUACCAUAUAUAUAUAUGCGAGGUGUGUGGGAUUUCUGCGGCUAAAUAAAUGAAGAACAUGUGGCUUUCCCUCGAGAAUGAUUGCUUAUGGAGAGGUGAGCGAAAUUAUUUACUGAAACCGAAGAAAGACCUAUGAUUUUAAGGCAGACAUUCUGGUAAUUAAAAGAAAAACCUGCAACGUACAAUAAAUUUACCCCCUGGAUAUCAGCAAAUCUAUCAGGCCAGAGUAUGCCAUCUUCACCAGCAUAUAGAAUCCUGCGACCCCUCCUGCUCGGUACCUUUGUACUGGGAUGCUUUGUGACUCUGUUUUUAAUGUACAUCAAGCCAUCUACAAGUUGGCUGUCAGGCCCCGUUGAGUCCGAAACAUCCACGGUGCGAGUGAAAAGCCUCCUUACCAACCGAAGUGACCAGAACCAGACCACAAUCCUAGUCUGGCUUUGGCCUUUUGGGGAAACCUACGACUUGAAUGUCUGCAGCUCUUUGUUCAGCAUCGAUGGCUGCUUCAUCACCGCCGACCGAAACCUUUACAACAAAUCCGAUGCCAUUGUCAUACAUCACAGGGACAUCACCAGCGACCUGACCAACAUGCCACCUGCAUAUCGCCCUAUGCUGCAGAGAUGGAUCUGGAUGAACUUUGAGUCACCGUCGCAUUCAUCUCAGUUAGCUGGUAUUGAAAACCUGUUUAAUUUAACUCUUAACUAUCGGCAGGAUGCUGAUAUAGAAGUGCCUUAUGGGUCGAUUGUCGCAGCCCAAGGAGAGGAGGAGUUUGUGCCGCCAAGCAAGAAUAAGCUAAUUUGUUGGAUUGUCAGCAAUUGGAAUCCGGAUCACGUACGGGUGAAGUACUACAACGAAUUGUACAAACACAUUGAGGUUCAUGCGUAUGGGCAAGCGUUUGGUGAGUACAUUUCUGACCAAGACUAUUUCCCAACAAUCGCAAGCUGUAAGUUCUACCUGGCAUUUGAGAACUCUAUUCACAAAGACUAUAUUACAGAGAAAUUGUACAAUCCGCUCUCUGUCGGCACGGUACCAGUAGUGCUCGGACCACCAAGGGAGAACUAUCAGAACUUUGUGCAGGGAAAUGCAUUCAUUCAUGUCGAUGAUUUCCCUUCUCCAAAGGAGCUGGCUGAUUACCUCCUGUUCCUUGACAAAAAUGAGGAGCUUUACCUGAAGUACUUUGAGUGGCGUAAACACUUUAAGGUGAAAAAGGCAUACUUCUGGGCUGAACAUACAUGUCUUGCUUGUGAUUAUGUGAGAAGGCACAACGAGUACAAGGCAAUUAACAAUCUUGACAAGUGGUACUGGGGUUAAUCCACACACAAACUUCUGGACCAGCUUAAUAAAAGUCGCUUGACGAUAAGAACUUCAUGUUACUGAAUUCCAGUGACGGUCUGUUGUUGGCAUUUACAGACAAGUGACUUUAUUUUUGUAUAAUGUCCCAAAAAAGUUGUUAAUUUAUUUUGAGGUCAGUUUUGUUCAUGCAUAUUUAUUAAUCUGGAUGCAAAUCAUGCAUUUUAUUGUAUAUUAUUUUGUAUUAUUUCUGCUUUUUGUUUUAAGCAUGUGUUUGAAAAGCUAAUUUUAAACCAAAAUGAAUUUAAAAUUCAAUUCUACAAGUUCAAAGCUUUCUCAUACACCUACUGUUGGUACACAUCCAGGAGGUACCACUGAGACAAUAAUGUUUAUUUAAUGACAACAGAGCACUUUUUGUAACUGAGAUAUUUUUGCUUUAUUUAAAACAUAGUUGUGUACAUGUUAGUGAUAGAGUCAUCUAUGCAGUGUUUACAAAACUUUUGUUGUGCAAAAUGUCCAUGUACUGUAAAUGUAAUGUGUAUUGUGUGUAUUUUGAGGAACCCUGCCUUCCAUUUCCAUGAUUUUGUAUGGAUGAUGUUUUGCACGACAAUUAACGCACUCAUUUUUUUUUACCAUAGUGAUCAACGUAGUGCAACACUGUUAUUGGAAAACAAACAUGCAAGGAGUGUCAUUGCUGAUAAUAAUGUUUUUGUACUGUAUAACUGCUGAUUAUAUCACUGUUAAUUAGCUUACAUGGCUUGGAUACAUUUCAAAAGUACUGUGAAGCUGUUUUUGAAAUAUUUAAAUGUUACAUUACCUUUGUUCAACAGUGAGAUGUAGAUUUGAGAACAAGAGGCUAAUACUGUAUAUAUACAGUCAUGUGUGGGUGGUGCCAUAUUUCACAGGCAUGCAUAAAAUAUUUGUCCAAAAGUUGCCAAAUGAGUAGACGCUCUCGGAUGUACAGUUUGAGGAAAAUGAAAUCAUAAUGUUAGAGGCAUAAUGACUGACUUUUCCAGUUUAGACACAAUCUGGUGUUGGAAUGAAAAGUUGCCGUCUUGUCUCGGUUAGAAAGUAAUGCUCCAGUUUCAGAUGUUUGCUGCCAAAAGUUCCUUUAUCAAAAGAGAUGCUUCUCUCUGAUCUUUUGCUCUGGAAUUCACACCAUCGUAUUUCUCAGAUCAGCCUUCCUUUAAAGGUGCAAGACUGUUUUUGUUAUGGUUACAUAAACAGAAUCAGUCUAAUAUUAGAUGAGGGUUUCAGUGGAGAAAUCCAUUAUUGAUCACUAAGGGAGAGAGCAAGUUCAGCUUCUGAUGGCAGAUGUUGCAAUUCCACAUUGCUUAUACUCUUUGUAUGGACAUACACAUUAACAGAUGAUUUUUUGGAGCUGGCUUUUUGUAUGUAAGGGUUAUUGGUUAUUUACAGGCUCAAUUCUUGCUGUUUUAAUGCCUGAAUAACACAAAUGUUUUUGGGUUGUUGAAAGACCCAAUGAAAUCAGAAUUGGAGCUUUGUGACUUUCAUUCAAUGCUCUUUUGCUUUGAGGCCAUUUUUAUUUUAGUCUACUCCUAAAAGUUGGCAAAAUUAUCUUACAGUUGGUAUAGGCUAUGCAUUACACUCUUUCUAGUCUAAAGUCUUAUGACCCAGAAGAGAGUUAGAAUUUUUGAGCCAUGGGUUCCCCAAGGAUUUUCAAAUGCGUUUUUUUAACAUGGUCAUAUAGGAACAUGUUACUGUACCACCUACAUUUUUGCAAAAUUAUUUCUACGUGGCUCGUUGUAUGUAUUGCAGCAGUUUCCUGGUGAAAUGAACACCAGAGGCGCUACAACAAACAUUACUUUUAUUCCCUUUUGCACGAAGUUAAAGGGUAGAUUAUCAGUUCAUAAACACAUACUUUUCAGCCGGUUCCUCACACAAUGCGAUCUAAUGACAUCUAAACAAUUUUACAGUGUACAUGACUUGUAAGGUGAUACAUUUUAACAUUUGCAUUACAAAACCAGCUGCAUUAAUAAGCUCAUUCACGCACAAAUUGUACGGUUGCUCAACUGAUAGAGAGCUGCGGAUGCGAUGCAUAGGACUGGGGUAUGAGUUCUGAAGAGCACAAGAGUUGACACGAGUCGAAAGUGCCAUAGAAGCACCACAAAAUGACGCGGUUGAUUCAGCAUUGUGUUUUCAUCUCACAUUUUCUUUUUCUGACACUAUCGAUUAGGUUUAGGUUUAAGUGUUAGGGUAGGGAGGUAGGUUUGUUGAUUUAAAACUGGAUUGAGCGUUAACCUUAAAAACCUCAUCUGUUUGGGAAAAAAUGUAACUUGUAUUUGGCACCACUCUAUGGACAUUUUACCUCGAAACUGCUACAAUGUGUGCAAUAAACCACGUAAUAUCCUGUAAUAUAGCAAAAAUGUCGCUACAAUCAAAGUUUUUUUCUUUAUGAGUAAAAUUAGGUCUGUGACCAGUACUUGAAGUUGCUAAUACAGUAAUUUGCUAAAUAAGGACUACAACUACAACCAUUCUAAAAACCAUUUGGAAAUUUCAGAGGGAACCCAUGGCAAAUUAACAUUUAAGAGUCAGCCUGCAAGCUGAUGUCAUGACUGAACAGCUCUAUAGCAAGCUGUAAAUCAUUGUUCACAGCUGGGAAAUAACUAAAGCCUGUUGGCUAUUCAAACAAAAGGGAGGAUGCACUUUUUUAUAUGUCCCGCCCAAAUUUAUUGUUUUAACAGGAAAAUCCAUCAACACGGGAAAGAAAACAACUUGUCAUGAGAUUUCAUGUGAUCUUAUAAUCCUCAUUGACAAUAACUAAUUUUUAACUUUUGUAUUUACCAUGCCAUCAGGGACCAUGCUAUUAAAAAGCAACAUUUAACAAUGUUGUUAUCUGUAUAUUACUCAAAUGUUCAGAAACUGUUUAAUGAGCCGUACUGUUUUAUAUGAAUUAAGAAAAACCAAGAAAAUGUGUAGUCAUACAAGCUACACUACACAUCUCAGAUUAAUGUUUGUUUGAAGAUAAUCAUUUUGCUGGGAAUGCCCUUUAUGUAUUGUAAAUAGCUGUAAUGUUGGAUGAUCCCUAACCUGUGGCGAAUGCCAUGAGGAUGAAUGUGCUGAAAUGAAAUGAAUAAAGCAAGCCUUUGCACCAAGGAAGAAAAGAGGAGACGUCUGCUACUGAAGACAAAGAUGAUAGUGUUAUGCAGAGGCCAUUUUCCGUCCCUGAGGUAUUUUCAACAAUGAAAAUCUGUAUAGUUUUUUGUGGAUAAGUGCUAAUCCUUUUGAAAAUGCUGGACUGUUGUCAAGGAGAACUUUAGAUGAAAGUUUUUCUCAUUCUCAAGAAUGUGAUUUUUUGUGCUUAGUCAGAAACACAUUUAAAGGGAUAGCUCACCCUAAAAUGAAAGUUCUGUUAUCAUGUACUCAUCUCCAUGUUGUUCAAACUUUAUUUCUUCCAUGGAACACAAUAGGGGAUGUUAGGCAGAAUAUAAAGGACCGACAGCCUCAUUACCAUUCACUUCCAUUACAUCUUUUUUUUCCCAGUCAGUAAAAGUGAACAGUGACUGAGGCUGUCAGUCCCGAACAUUCUGCAUAACAUCUCCUCACUGUUUGGAAUGACAUGAGGGUGAGUAAAUGAUGACAUAAAUUUCAUUUAAGAGGUAAUCUAAUUAAAAAAUGUGAACUGUAAAAUAAGAAAGACAUGUUUAUGGUUUCAUGUUGUACAAAGUGAAUCAGAGAUUGCUUAUUUGCUUGCGGACCAUAAUUACUGACUUGUUUUGUUGUCUCUCUCUCUCUCUCUCUCUCUCUCUCUCUCUCUCUCUCUCUCUCUCUGUCUCUCGCUCUCUCUAUCUCCUGUGCACAACUGUUUGCUGUGACCUCAUGGUACCCUUUAAAACAGCCUUUGCAUUUUGAGUGUGUUAGUGGUGUCUGACUCAGAGCCCCUGCUGACUCAUACAUUGUAGGCUGGUCGCACAGACUCCGGCAUGGAGUAUGAUAUCUCCUCUAUGCAUUAUGGACUUGAAUGCGAAAUGACCCACAUUCCUAUUGUGCAAAGGAACGCGAGGGUGUAUAGAACUGUUCAUUGCAACGUAAAUGGACAAAACAUUGUUAUUUGCCAAAUGAUUUAUUGUAGAUGUCUGUUAGUAAAAAUAAAGACAUAAAAAAUAAAAAUUACAUUUGCAGAA
Messenger RNA from Myxocyprinus asiaticus (Chinese sucker), 5726 nucleotides. Its product is annotated as 4-galactosyl-N-acetylglucosaminide 3-alpha-L-fucosyltransferase 9-like. The coding region runs from base 523 to 1602 and encodes 359 amino acids. Gene Ontology annotation, cellular component: membrane. The record is from RefSeq and is a predicted model, not a curated record. Gene Ontology annotation, molecular function: alpha-(1->3)-fucosyltransferase activity. Lineage: Eukaryota; Metazoa; Chordata; Actinopteri; Cypriniformes; Catostomidae. The transcript is spliced from 3 exons.